This is a messenger RNA of Vollenhovia emeryi, 1469 nucleotides long. RefSeq lists its product as uncharacterized. The record is from RefSeq and is a predicted model, not a curated record. The transcript is spliced from 2 exons. Bases 304 to 1353 code for a protein of 349 amino acids. Lineage: Eukaryota; Metazoa; Arthropoda; Insecta; Hymenoptera; Formicidae. Gene Ontology annotation, molecular function: nucleic acid binding.
GUUCGUUACAAUCUUAUUACUUUGGGAUGCUUGAGUAAAUUCAUUUACAUUCCACCUCUUGAACCAGAAACACUUAUUCAUUUCGGGAUACUUUGGGGUGCUUGAGUAAAUUCAUUCACAGUCUACCUCUUGAACCGGAAACACCUUAUUCAUCUUGGAAUAUUUUAGAUUUCUAUUACAAUUUAAAGUUUAUUUGCAGACUUUAUUAGAGUAUUAAUAGGACUGCUAAAGUUUAGAAAAUUCUUUACUUCAUUAUACUGUCAACAAUGGCAUUGUCGGGAGAGGGAAAGAAUAACAAUUCUCAUGAUGCGGGGAUUUGGUGAUAGAGAAAGAUCAUACGGUGACGUUGUUCAUUUAUUCAACGAUACAUUCCGGAAUCGUGCACCUAUUUCAAAAUCUACUGCAUAUCGAACCUGUAAUCGAUUCGAAAGAACUGGGUCAGUCAAGGAUGAACCACGAUCUGGAAGACCUAAAACUGCCACAAACGAACAAAAAUCUUUAGAAGUUAUAUUGAAUUUUCAAGAAAAUCCUCAUACUUCGAGUCGAAAAGUAGCUCAACAAACCGAAAUUAGUAAAACAUCUGUCCUUCAGAUUUUGAAGUCGCAUCGGUAUCAUCCGUACAAAAUAAAACUAGUGCAAGAACUUAUCGGAGACGAUCAUGAUCGUAGACUUGAAUACUACGAGGAAAUGAUGCUACAAUUCGACAGAAAUAAUCAAUUUCUGUUUUGGACGUGUUUUUCGGAUGAAGCAACCUUUGAGUUGAGCGGAUCUGUCAAUCGGCAUAACAUGAGGUAUUGGACCGAUGAGAAUCCCCACUGGAUGAGGGAGCAUCGUACACAGUAUCCGGAAAAAGUUAACGUUUGGGCUGGAAUAUUGUGUAAUCGUAUCAUCGGGCCAUUCUUCAUUGAUGGCAAUUUGACAUCUGAAAAGUACGUAAAUUUGUUGAACGAUAACAUAAUACCUGCAAUACAAGCUAUCGUUGGGGAUGCAUUCGAGAAUGUUUGGUUUCAACAAGACGGAGCUCAAGUUCAUUUUGCCCUAAUUGUACGCAAUGUACUGAACAACGUUUUCCCUGACAGGUGGAUUGGUAGAAGAGGUACCAUUGAGUGGCCACCAAGAUCACCCGAUUUGUCGCCUCUUGAUUUCUUUUACUGGGGAUACUUGAAAAGCAAAGUUUUUGAAACCAAACCCAACGAUAUCGAGGAACUGAAACACAGAAUUGUUGAAGCGUCAAAUGAUAUUAGUUUAGAGAAGUUACAGAAUGUUUCCAAUGGAUUUAUUAUCUGUUGGGACUUUACCAAGAGAAGGGUGGAUACCAAUUUGAGCAAGGAAAGAAUUAAAGUUGGCGAAUAGUGAGAGGCGAGGGGACUCACCUAAAACAAGCACCCCGAUGGUGAGAGGCGAGGGGACUCACAAUAAACAAGCACCCCAAAGGGAUUAUAAUUUCCGUCACGUCCACGUCGUUAAUC